Molecule: messenger RNA, 1097 nt
Organism: Metopolophium dirhodum (rose-grain aphid)
Lineage: Eukaryota; Metazoa; Arthropoda; Insecta; Hemiptera; Aphididae
Exons: 2
Coding region: 327-1097 (256 amino acids)
Source: RefSeq, a predicted model, not a curated record
UUUGUUACAUUUACUACAAUUUGAUUAGUUAUGACAAUCAACAAAAACUAGAAUAAAUUACCAAAAACACAACAAAAAUAAGUAUUAUAUGCCUGAAUUAAUUCAAUUAAGAUAAAAAUGACACAAUUCCAUUCAAAAUACAAAUAUACAAUAUAAUAUAGCCCCUAUUUUCUAUAAAAAAAAUAAUAAAAAAAAAACCUUAUAGGUUAUCAGUUAUAUGUUGGUAUUUGUACCUACAAAUUAUAAUUAUUAUUUAUGUGUACAAAUAACUUAGCAACAGAUAUUCAAUUUUUAAUUUAUCACCAUAUUAAAAACUUUAAUACAACAUGAACAAAUGUGAUUGUAAAAAUCAAAAUUGUAAUCACAAUAAUGUUUAUGUACAGCCGCCAAGAGGUAAAUCAUAUGCAAAACAUGGAACUUAUAUUCGUCCAGAUAUUCCUAUGCAGUAUAAAACCGAACAAAAAUUAUCUUAUAAGAACUAUCCUAUUAAUGGAUUUAUAAAUAUUAAUUCAUCUUCAAAAAGUAACUGCUUUGAAGAUAAUUUAAAAUUUGGUUUUCAAUAUCCAACAGUAACUAUUCAACAAUCCAGUUACAAAAAAUGGACAAUUUCAGAUGAGUUGGAUAUUAAAAAACCAAGAGACUGUUCUGAUUUAAUUGGGCGUGGUUCUAUAGACUUAAAUACUACUAAACAUUUUGACUUUCAAAGAAAAAACAUUACUCCCCAAAGUAAACACUAUGAACAACCUUGCAGUGUUUUUAAGUUAAAUACUCAAAAUGAAAUUCAAUCUACAAUUUAUCAAACAUCUUAUAUGGAUUCUAAAAUAGAAAAAAAGAAUGUUGAUAUUUUCAAACCUAAAAGUGCUUACAUUAACCCAACAAAAAAAAUGGAAACAAUGACAACAAAUAAUAUAAAUUAUAAAAAUUGGAUCAGGAAUUCAAAUAAUUCAAAUAUAAAGACUAGGAACGAUUGCCAAACAAAAAAACCUAUAGAACAUCAAACUUCAUACAAUUACUGUUACACUGUACCAGGAACAUAUAUUAAAGAAGUUACAUUUUCAUCAAAUGAUGAUUUAUGUAUUAAAGAGUGUUGUGAUUAA